This is a messenger RNA of Besnoitia besnoiti, 855 nucleotides long. Its product is annotated as putative lanp. Gene Ontology annotation, molecular function: histone binding. NCBI's taxonomy places the organism in Eukaryota, Apicomplexa, Conoidasida, Eucoccidiorida, Sarcocystidae. The record is from RefSeq and is a predicted model, not a curated record. Gene Ontology annotation, cellular component: nucleus. The transcript is spliced from 4 exons. Bases 1 to 855 code for a protein of 284 amino acids.
AUGGAGUCUGCAAUUCGUGAACGUGUCGAGCACUGGUUCUCGAAGCGCGGAGGAGAGGGCGAGGAGGCAAGCGGCGACUCGUCCGCUCCUUCCGGAACAGACGAAGAAAUGCUCAAGGCUGCAGGAGAAGAAAUGGUUGAGCUCAUUCUGGACGGCCGCCAGUUCAAGUCCGUUAGUGAAGAAGCGGCUAAGCUCCUCGAGAAAUUGACGGUUCUCGGCAAGUUGACGUGCAAUCAAACCGGUCUCCACUCCGUCGAAGGCUUUCCGGUCAUGCCCAGUGUCAAAACACUGGAGCUCACGGACAACCACAUCUCCGCAGGACUGGAGGCUCUGGUCAAGUCUUUCCCUAACCUCAAAAGACUCCAGUUGGGCGGAAACUACUUCCGAACGUAUGAGGUCCUCGAGCCCCUGAAAGGCUUGGAGAACCUCGAGCACCUGGGCCUCGACAUGAGUCCAAUCAGCACCUCCAGCGACUAUCGUCACAAGGUUUUUGAAUUGUUCCCGCGCCUACUCGUCCUCGACUCGACAGACAAGGAAGGCAAAGAGGUUGAGGCUGCGGAUUCGGACGACGAAGACGAGGAGGAAUACGAAGACGAUGAGGAAGCGGACACGACCUUGAAGGACUUUUAUGAGAAGGACCUGGAAGAGGACGACGAUGAAGACGAAGACGACUUCAAUCCCGAGGGCGAGGAAGAAGAGGACGAAGACUUCGAUGAAGAAGAGGAGGAGGACGGCGAAGAGGGCCCGGCGGGUGAAGACGGAGAAGGCGCAGAGGGUGAAGUGGACAUGAAGAAGAGGCAAAACGAAGCGGAUGAUAGCGAGGCGAACUCAGCGAAGCAGCCGCGAUUGAACUAG